UCUGGCCUGAUGUUAUCUGGGACUUUCUUAGCCCAACUAUUGCUCAGGGGAAAUGAUUCUGCUGAAGCCAGGAGGGGCUCCAGUAGAGGUUCUUAAAUAAUAUGACGUGGUUCCUAAAGUCUAUGACAAAUUUCUUUGUUGGUUUUUUUUCAUCACAGGGAGGACUGGACUUUUUUUUCUUUUUUUAACCAUUGCAAUUCAAUGUCCAGGGGAUUUUUCCACCCAACAGAGUAAUUUCUUACUCAUAUUAACUCUAGACCCCUCUCCCCAUGACAUUUCACUAUAGGCUAGGACUCAUCAAGAAGCUGAAAUAAAGAUACCAUUGUCUCUCUUCACAAGAGAGAAGGUGGCUGGAAUCCUCUCUCCUCCAAGCACUUGCCUGCCUGCUCCCUGGGAUUGGUAUGUCAGAAGACCUGUCUUCAUCUGUCAAGAGCUCCCAGAUGGCAGAGAACCUUACUGAUACUGCCCCUGUGGGACCCCACUUUAUCCCUGAUGAAAAUGAAUUCCCCUUUGGAUACCCUGCCAGCAUCUGCCAGGGUACUCCUGAACCCAAGUAUUUGUGCUGUGGCUGCCACAAUGUUCUGAAGAAGGCCCAGCAGACCCUAUGUGGCCACCGCUACUGUGCUGCCUGUCUCUCCUGGAUACUGAGGAUCAGCAAGAACCCUAUCUGUUCAAGAUGCCAGGAGGAGAAUCCACAGACUGUGGGUGAUGAAAGUUUUUUAUCUGAAGAGAAGGCUUUCAUUGAUGCUGCCAUUAAUAAGGAAAUCUCUGAGCUGAGUGUGCAUUGCGUGAUUUCUGGGUGUGGCUGGACUGGCCUCAUGAAGAAUUUUGAGACACAUGUAUGUGGAGGAGUCUCCUUGAAGGACCACAAGCAGACCAUGCCCAAGAUCGACACAGAAGAAAAGGACAGUUUGGUACCAGCUGAGGUCCAGGAUAGGUGUCCCUUUGCAGACAUUGGCUGUUCCUUCAAGGGUGGCCAGGAGAGGGUGAAGGAGCACGAGGCUUCCUCGCUGAGUGACCACCUGAGGCUGCUGCUGGAGCUUGCGAUCCGUGGGAAGGCCCAGUGGGGGCCCAGCAGAGGGCCGGGGGCCUCGGGCCACAGACACGCUGCCCUGCCAGAGCCCAAGGCCACGGAGAGGAACCUGUCCGACCUCCAGCUGCAGGGAGCUGUGGAGGUCAACGGGGACCUGGAGGCCGACUACUUCCAUGCUGCCUCCUCAGACUCGGAGGAAGAGCUGGUCCUGCAGAGGUUCAUGAAGGAGAAGCUGCUCGCCGAGCUGGAGGAGAAGCUGCGCGUGUUUGAGAAUAUCGUGACAGUCCUGAACAAGGAGGUGGAAGCCUCCCACCUGGCCAUCGCUGCCUCGGUGUACCAGAGCGGACUGACCCAGGACCUCAUCCUGAGCCUGGAGCAGAGGGUUGUGGAUUUGCAACAGACCCUGACCCAAAAAGACCUUGCCCUGACCAAGUUGGAGCAGACCCUCCAUCUUCUGGAGGAGGCUUCCUAUGAUGGCGUAUACCUUUGGAAAAUCACCAACUUUACCAGGAGAUGUCAUGAGUCUGCAUGUGGAAGGACAGUCAGUCUAUUCUCACCAGCUUUCUACACUGCCCGCUAUGGCUACAAAUUAUGCCUUCGGAUCUACCUGAAUGGAGAUGGGAUGGGAAAAGGGACACACCUUUCUCUCUUUAUUGUAGUUAUGAAAGGGAAAUAUGAUGCUCUCCUGGAGUGGCCUUUCCGGAACAAGGUCACAUUUAUGUUGCUGGACCAGAACAACAGAGAGCAUGUUACUGAUUCCUUUCAUCCAGACCUGACCUCAGGCUCCUUCCAGAAACCUCAGGGGGAAAGCAAUAUAGCCAGUGGUCGCCCUAUGUUCUUCCCGCUGAAUAAACUACAAUCCUCUAAACAUGCCUAUGUGAAAGAUGACACACUCUUCCUCAAGUGUGUUAUAGAAACGAACUCAUAA
This is a messenger RNA of Gracilinanus agilis (Agile Gracile Mouse Opossum), 1961 nucleotides long. It is a transcript of the gene TRAF1, whose product is annotated as TNF receptor associated factor 1. Bases 402 to 1961 code for a protein of 519 amino acids. Gene Ontology annotation, molecular function: ubiquitin protein ligase binding; zinc ion binding; tumor necrosis factor receptor binding. Lineage: Eukaryota; Metazoa; Chordata; Mammalia; Didelphimorphia; Didelphidae. The transcript is spliced from 9 exons. Gene Ontology annotation, biological process: positive regulation of JNK cascade; regulation of apoptotic process; protein K63-linked ubiquitination. The record is from RefSeq and is a predicted model, not a curated record. Gene Ontology annotation, cellular component: cytoplasmic side of plasma membrane; plasma membrane signaling receptor complex.